CCCACCCCUGUCACUAUGCUCAGCCAUUUUCAGCCCGCCUACUUUUUUCUUUCUUUGCUAGACUCACAAGAGAAUCAUCGGUCCUGUUUUAUUCUAACAAUUUUGGGCUGCGGACUUUUUUCUCCCGGAAGUUGGAAUGUGUAAAUAUUAUGAUUAGUGGACAGCAAUGAUUAGCGGAUGGAUGGAGCUGCUUCCUUUUGUGGCAGUUUCUGCCACAAUAUACCGUCCAUAUGUGACUCUGCGCUACUACGUGUCCUUCUCGUGACGUUGUCUCUUCUAUGUGCUGAUGUAGAAGCUCUCCAGGUGAUUGGUGGAAGUGUGACAGUGGAACAAGGAAGUACCGCUAUCUUAUCGUGCUAUGCCAUUGAUACCAAUGAUGACCUGACACAGAUUACCUGGCAGAGGAAGACGAGAGAAAAACCUCACAAUGACAAUUUCCUCACUAUCUUACCCAGAGAGGGAGCGCAGUUUGUCAAUGGAGGUGAUGAUCGAUUUAAAUAUAUCGGGAAUUUUAACAACAACAAUGGAACUCUCCAGUUUUCCAAUGUUGCCCUGAAGGAUGAAGGCAGCUACACGUGCAUCUUCACCUUGUUUCCCAGUGGAAAUCAAAAGACUGAGAUACCUCUAAACUUGCUUGUGCCUCCUUUCACAAACAUCAAGGACAAUCUUCCCACUUUGGGCACAGAAGAAGUUUUAUUUGCUACCUGCACGGCUGCUGGAUCGAAGCCUCCUGCAGAGGUGAGGUGGCUCACUGGUGCUUUGGGAGACAAAUUGAGGACAACAACAAACUCCACACAGCAUAACAACGGUACGACUACCACAGUCAGCUCUCUGUUUGGUGUUCCUACGAGAGAGAUUGAUGGUCACCAGGUCCAGUGUGUCAUUAGUGGUGACUCCCUGUCUAAAGAAGAAAGUCUGCCCUUCACCAUACAGAUCUACUUUUCUCCCACAGAAGUGAACAUUAGACUGAUUUCAGAGGACUCGUUCGAGUGUGUGACAGAAGCCAAACCAAAUGCAAACUUUACCUGGAGCAGAUCUGGCCAGACUUUGCUGGAGUCUUCUGUCAAAGUAGACGGUGCAAAGCUACAACUGCUGAGCCUGACCUCUGAUCUAAAUGGCCUCUAUCAGUGUGAAGCAUCUAACACAUAUGGGAGUAAGCGUGGUCAGCUCUAUGUGCAUGUGGCAUCAGGAGCGUGCUCUGCUGCAUGGGCCUUACUUGGUGUUUUGAUUUUCCUGAACAUCGUUGGGGCUGCAGUAUGGUACUUUUAUACACAUGAAGAUCAAAGGCAUAGGUUUAGACUUUUUUGGCGGCGUGUCCCAACAAAUCAACCAGCUGGUGACAGCGCAGAGCAGCAAGAACACCAUCAGAUGGAGCAAUCUCCCUGACAGCUGUGGAAGCAAAGGAUGGGCAAUAUCUGGACUGAAAGCUCGACCAACAUGACAUUCUCAAGUCAGCUGGUAAAUGAACAGAUGGAGAACCAGUGGACAUAAUUGGUGUUCGUUUAUCUCUCUGCCCCCUUUUUGUUUAUCAUCUCUUAGUUUUUAAUGAAGUUUAUUUAUAGCUUUCUUGUCACUACCACAGCUACAUACCAGCUCUGGCUAAUAUGAGUGGCAGUUUUUCUGUGACUGUUAACAGAAGGUGACUGUUCUUUCUGUUCUUCAUCUCCUGAUAACACAAGCCGUUAAGCUACUGAGGAUAUCAACCCACAGGGCUUCUAUUUAAAACAAUGUUAUCAGUGUUAUCAGUACACCGCAGAGACCAUAAGGUUCAGACAGCACAAACAGUCAAGCGAAGCACACCGUCUGAAUACCUUGUAAUUCCAACCAGUAAGAUUACCACAUAGUAUAUAAUACUUGAGUAAUACAGCCCCACCCUUGUUUGUACAUGGGGGCAAAAGCAGAUGUUUUGCUCGGAUAACCUAACAGAAAGCAACAUACAAGGAAAUUUGAAAGAGAAAAAAAAAUCUUUAAAAAGGUUAUAAUGAGACUUUGUUACUGUGUUGAAUCAUAGGGUUUUUGUUUGUUUUUUAAAAUUAAUUUUAAGAACAUUAAAGGUCUUCACCCUGCUGAAAUCUUUUCAUUUAACUGUAAAAAGUAACACGUUGCAGCAUUUUCCAGGAGAGUGCAGCUUUCCUGGAAAAUUUGGUUUCUCUCAUUAAUCAUUGAUCGUAAUCGGUGUAUUUACUUAGAUUAGAUGCUGCAGUCUUUGUGAACUGUCUCAUGUUUCCUGUUUUACUUUGACAGUCCCUGUCCUGUGUAAAUGUUUUCAGUUUUGCUUCCCCUUCGUCUCAUCAUGUUUGAUUACUCCCAGCUGUGCUCUCCUCCUUUGUCCCAUUCCCUCGUUAUCCCUCUGUGUAUUUAAGCCCUGUGUUUUCCUUGUUCUGUGUCGUGUUGUACCCUCAGUGUGCUGUGUUUUCCUCUCUCUGUUUCUGGUAGCAUUUCAGUUCUCUGUUCACAGUUUUGUUUCCUAGUUCCCUGGUUUUUCUAGUUAGUGCUUUGUGCUUUGAGUUUCUAGUUUUAGUUUCCUUGAAUUCAUAUUCAAGUUUCCAGCAGUAAAGCUGCUGCCUUUAGUUUGUCAUUCAGUCUCCAGCGUUUGAGUCCUACCUCCUGCCUGCCACACAGCACACCUUGACAACGUAUUGUUAUUAGUUUGCCCUUUGAUGUUAUCUUUCUAUUUUUCUUAUCUUCACUUCCUGUCAUAAUGUGCAGUGUGAGGAAUGAUUUAAAAAAGGAACUGUUAAGCAAAGUAAACAGUUAAAUUCAGGCACAGAUCCAAAGUAAGCAUAGGGUUAUUGAUACAGAAGUAAAAGCAAAGAUUUGUCCAGGUGUAGGAAAGAAGUAUUCCCUACGUCCCCCUUCAUGAAUCACCACCUUAUCACGGUGAAGGGGUUUGCGUGCCCUUCUGAUCCCAGGAGCUAUGUUGUCGGGGACAGUUUGUCCCUGGUAGGGUCUCCCUGGGCAAAUUGGUCAUGGGUAAAGGGCCAGACCAAGUGUGAUUCAAAAGAGUUUGAUGAUGAGAAGUUACUUAACAGAAUCUUGGUUACCAGGGCCCCUUCAUAAGGCCAAGCUUAGUCAAGGGGCUUUUUAUUAAAAACCUAUUAUUCAUGGGUCCUGGCUGACCCCAGUUACUCCAGUGAACCCAUCACCUGCUGGAGGGGCCAUAGUGGUCCAGUGUUAUGUGGAUCGGGGGCUAAAACUGGUUUGUGAUAUACGGUGAUAAUCAAGUGUUUCUUUUUGAGCAGUGUACUUUGUUGGCUAUCAUACAUAAUGAGAUGGAAAGGUUUUCUAAAAUGUCCACUCAGGCAAAACAAGCUUUGUUAACUCCAGCUGCUGUAGGUGGAGAGCAGUGACCAGUGUAUAAAGUCACACUUCAUACAUGGAUUUAUUAAAUUUACUGCUAAUUAUUAAACAUUCAUUGUUUUAUGGUUUGAUUUUUUCUCCACCAUAUUGGUCACUGACUGAAAUAUUAUGUUAUAGAUUAGAAGGUGGGUAUUUUGUUAGUGUAAUGCCAAGUUUUAAUUUUUUUUAAUGAACUUCCAUGUUUUCAUUAGUUAAGUGCAUAUUCUAAAUUAUUAUAAUUAAAUUCUGAGGUUGUUUUUUUUUUUAAUGUUCUAGUCUUGUUGACUCACAGUUUCUAUUGUCUCAGUGGUCAUGAUGGUACUUAUGUAGAUGUUUGAGUAUAAAACUUUACUUACAAUGUUUACAGUUUUAAACCAGUCAAGCAGACAUGUCAGCACUGCAGCUAUUAAUAAUAGCUAUUAAAACAAUACCUCUUUUUAUACUUUUUAGAAAGGUAUUCUGGUACUGCCUUAAGUUUUUGUUUUGGCUGCUUCACUUUUGUAAAAGGUUAAUUAGCAUAUUUAACAGCUGUUUAUAAACAAGCUUCUAAAGUCAUGUCAGUGAAACCCUCUGAUCAUCUGUUUUGUGUUGAAUUCAUUUGUGAACUACGAGUAUACAAACUUAAGACAGAAAGCAAAGUCAGCAAAAACAGAAUUUAUGAAAUGUGCAGUAAGGUCAAAGGUCACAUUAUUAUUUCAUGUUUUCACAGAUCUGUUGAUUUGCUGUUUGCAGUUCAGGAAAACUUAAGGUGUUUUCUUACAUUUAAUGUAAAUGACUCUGAAUUGGAUGGUGGCUGGUUGGAGGGCAUACUGUAUGUAUUAUUACAUGUUACCUACCUUCAGUACCACAAGGGAACCACAGCAGCAUGUUGUUUUAUUUUUAUUUUAGGAUAGAAACUGCUGACUCAUUUUGUCUGGAUCUUGUUGCUGAAUCUGUGUUUAGAUUUAGUAAUGGAUAUAAAGAUAUUUUUUGCCUUUUACCUGCUUACCUCAGUAUGGUAAAUUCAGUUACAUAAAUUUUAAUCCUUGUUAGCGUUAGCAAUGCUUGCGUCUGUAUUUUAACUCUACACUUUAUAUUAUUUAUCAAGUUUUUGUUCUUUUCUUUAAACCUAACAAUGAAGACAUAACACUUUCAAUUUUUUAAACCUUUUGAGAAAGUAAGAUCAGUAAAAAUGUUUUAAUUUUUAACGUAUAUCCAUCCACUGCACAUGAUAACAGUGGUUCUCAAGCUGUGGAACAUGGCCCAGCUGGUGAAGCAUCAUCGGCAAAAAAAGUUUUUGAUUGUUUUUUGUUGUUUUUGUAAAGGCCAUUAAAAAACAAGAGCCUGUUGCUCUUAAUGUCAACUUUUAACUAAAAUUAAUCUUGUACUUUUUUGAUUUGUUAAUGACUGUUUAAUUACUUAACUAAUUACAAACUCCUUGGUGUGGGCACAAAACAUUUUUCUUAAUUAUUUAUUUUUUCAUUUGUACAUUUGGCAUGUCAGAAAGUUUGAGAACCAACUAUUUAUGACCAUUAUUUAUUAUUAUUUUUUAAUACCUUAUAGCCUAUACUGGUGCCUCAAAUGGCUGAAGAAGUUUUACAUUUAUUUCAUUUUUUGUGUUGUUUUGCUCUUUUUGUAGUUUUAGAUCUGUUACAGUGUUUGAUUUACAUUUUUGUUUUUUAUUUUAUUAUUUUGCAGAAAAUGUCAAAACUGCAGUGUGUUUUCUAAUCAUUAUUAUGUUGUUGUUACAUUACAUACAAGUUUUCAUUAAAUUUAAAUAAACAUUAUUAAUAUAAAUUCCUCUUCCUCCCUACACACAUUUAUACUGCCUAUAUAACACGUACAACUCAUAUCAUCCCUUAUUUCUUAUGAUUCAUGUUGGUUAUGCAGUCAUGUAGAUGGAAAUUUUAUUGUAAUUUCUAUUCUGGUUGAGUUGACUCAUUGUAGCUUUGGUGGAUACAUGUUUGACCAGAAGAACCAAGUGAUUCACUGAUUGUAUACAUCAAAUAAAAUGUCCCAGAAAUGCCAAUGCUGGAGAUGGAGGAGUAACAUAGCAUUGCUCCAGUGCAAACAAAGCCCUUUUAGAAACUUUAAAAUCCAGCCUUGAACUGCUGUGUUGUUUUGAGACUUUGUAAAAUAAAUGUAUUUAACAACUUUGAA
This is a messenger RNA of Oreochromis aureus, 5478 nucleotides long. RefSeq names its product poliovirus receptor-like. The coding region runs from base 178 to 1386 and encodes 402 amino acids. The record is from RefSeq and is a predicted model, not a curated record. Gene Ontology annotation, biological process: homophilic cell-cell adhesion; heterophilic cell-cell adhesion. NCBI's taxonomy places the organism in Eukaryota, Metazoa, Chordata, Actinopteri, Cichliformes, Cichlidae. Gene Ontology annotation, cellular component: adherens junction. The transcript is spliced from 8 exons.